CACAAUCAGCCAGCCAAAUAACCGGCAACCACAGCGGCGUUGCUACCACGUAAAUUGUAAGUACUACGCCGGACAAGAAACCUUGAUUGUAGACUAAUAACCAGGACGAAACGCACAAUAAGGCUCGACAAAUGGAUCAACUGUUACUUCGGGGAAAGUUCACCAGUUUAUUCAUAGUCACGGAGAGAUUUCAGUUGACAAGAUUAAUCUUGUCGUCAACACCUGCACCUUUCGUGCGCGGUGUAGUGGAACAGAUGCCACCUGCUGAGUGUCAGCAGAUCGCAGAUAAUUCCUGUAUAGGCUAUUGUCAAGCGUGUACGUCGAGGUCUGCGACACUCACUGUUGAUGUGAGUAAUGCCUUUAAGCUGGAGCACGAGGUCGGUUUCAAAAGUGUAGUGAUGGGAAAUUUGAAUGUGGGUACGAAGUCGUUCAAUUUUCUGACCAAGUUGGGACCAUUACAUGAAAUUAUCUCAAUGUCCUGUUUUUAAACUCCACCACGGAAAUGGUCACUGCUUAUCCGCGGCCUUCAACUCGAAUUGCAUCAGCCGUACUCGAAGAACGAAGAUUUGGAGACACCUGGCUCAUAUGACGCUACAUGUCUUGGGAGGUGGCCACAUAUUUUGAAGAAAGGGAGUGUCCAAUUUCGAGCUCUCUGUUUCGAAGGUGAGGGAGCGAUGAUGUCCCGCUGGUAUAUAGUGCUUGAGCGCUUCGGGAAGAGGCAAGCGCUCGUGAAUUCUCACAUCAAUCUGGACACAUCUCAACUGUCGACUCGUGCAUUCAGCUCAGAUAUAGUGUUCCCAACCAUCACCAGCAGGAAUCCAAAGAGUUCGACUGCAGUGACACAAGACAGGGAUCCAGGAGUUUUCUACCUUACACAGCUCUUUGCAAAGCUUCUGAAACUGGGUGAAGACAACAAUGCCUCUAAACUUAUCAAGGACAUGAAGACAUUGGACAGUCCAGUUACAGUAGUGGUCUGCAACUAUCUUCUCAAUAGUUGCUCUAAGAGCAGGAAUCCAAAGAUGGCAAAGGAAGUAUGGAAUUUUAUGCAGUCGAAUAAAAUACAGAUCAAUAAAGUCUCGUAUGGUUGCCUCAUUGGUGCACUGAGCAGAGGUGGUUGUAUCGGUGAGGCAACCGAGUUACUGACGUUACUUGCAAAUAAAAAUGAAGCGAAUCUGGUGAUGUACAACACUGUACUCAAUGGAUGCGUGCAUACGAAAAGCAAAGCCCAGGCGGAACGCUGCAUCCAAUUAAUGGAGAAACAGGGUGUUCCGAAAGAUGAACGUACGUAUAUGGAGCUUAUCAAGCUUUCAGGAAUGUUGGGAGACUUGAGUGCCACUAGAAGGUGGUGGACUCAACUUGUAGGAAAGUUCACUCCAACUUCAACCGUACGUUCCUCUUACAUAAUUGCACUUUGUAGAAUGAAUGACCUCAACGAAGCUCGUCAAGCACUACAAGACCUGGUGUCUGUGUAUGGACAUGGAAAAGCAACUCACCUUACUCCUUUAGACGAAGGUGCCACUCAGCAAAGCAGGUUUGUAUCUGGUGAAAAGUCAGAAGAAUAUAUGGAGAGCUCAGUUAGUGGGGAAAAUGAGGAAGCUGAGCAUUUAUCCGAGCAAUAUGGAUCGAAACAAUUAGCCAUAGAUGAGCUUGACAAGGAUUCUGAUGAUUCAAAUCAUUUAAAUGAGCUAGACUCAGAGUCUGAUGAUCCGGAACUCAACGAGUCACAGCGGACAUCUAGUUCUAACGGCAAAGAGGAUGAGAUGAGUUUGUUCACUGAGGGGGACGUUGAAGUUCCGGGGUUUCCUGCUGAGUUAGCACUGCGGGGAAUGAAAAUUUCAGACAUCACUUCCACAGGAUUAAAAGAUCUGCAAAACUCAUACAAUGCCAUGAUCAAUGCUGCUGGAAAGGCCAAGAAUCAUAUCCUUGCAGAAUGCUUGUUUUCAGAGAUGCGUCAGUUGGGUUUGAAAAUGGACAUAUACACUUACAACGCUCUUUUAAGAGCCGUACUGGAAGGAAGAGGUGUUAAGCACGGGCUACGCAUCCUGAAGAGGAUGGAUACCAUCGGUAUAAAGCCAAAUGUGCACUCUCUUACUGCACUUCUGGAAGCGUACUGUCGCGAUAGGAAAUUCAGUAAAGUUGAUAACGUAUUGGAUUACAUGGAGAGUGGUAGCCGGAGCCAGCAUCCUUCGUGCCACACAUACAACAUAGUUCUCAAUGCUUGUAUAUCUGCGGAAGAUCCUGAGCGCGCGUUGCAAGCCUUUGGCCGGAUGAAAGCUUUCGGUGCUGAGCCAGACAUAUGCACGUACAUCGCCCUAUUUACCGUUUUGGGUAACACUAGAUCAGAGCCAGAGGGAAGCAGUCCUUGGUCCCAACGACAGGUGGCAAAGAGAAUAACUGCAAUAGAAUUGGAUAUGGAUCAGUCUGGCAUACAGCAUACACGAGAAUCUUUCACUUCUCUGAUGCAUGUGUUAGGAGCACAAGGUUUAACAGAGCUCAUGCUUCAACGACUCAAGGAUGCCAUCAAAGUUGGGAAAGAUAUUCUGGAUGUCACAUCAUUUAAUACCGUCAUCCUCAGCUGUGUCAACGUAAAUCAGGUCGAGACAGCCUGGGAAGUUUACCAGCAAAUGAAGUCUGCCGGUUUCAAACCCGAUGAAUACACUUAUAACAUACUCAUCAAUGGUUGUACACAUGAGAAGAAACUGUCCACUGCUUUCGAGCUAGUCGAUACAAUGCGCCAGGAUGGUUUAUCUCCAAAUGUUGUGACCUUUAACACCCUACUAAAGGUAAUUUGUCAUAGCGGGGAGAUGGAUAUUGUUCUUGAUCUAUUAAAAGAAAUGACGGCCUCAGGUGUUCAACCGGAUACGGCUACAUUCAACACUAUUCUGACGUCCGCUUCCUACCAAAAACGGGUUGAUGUGAUGGAACACAUGUUGGAGGAGAUGCGACGCAGCAACAUUUCUCCAGAUGAUCAGACGUUCUUACCAGUGGUUUCUACUUACAUGCAAGCUGGUCAAACCGAGGAUGCUGCGGAGGCACUUCGUGUUCUCAGCUUUCGGAUGCUGGACAAUUGCAAGCCUAAGGAUGAGGCUGGCAAUUUGCAGCGGAAUCUAGUUCAAGGUGUAAUAGGUGAUUUAGCUCGAAAGAAUCUCAAUCUGGGUAUGAACACGAGGGAACUUCUCAAGGAUGCAGUCCUACACACAUCACCGGAAGCUUUAGCUAUAUAUACAGCUUCUUUGGCAGGACUGGUACAGGGUGAUUCUGAAAAUUCAGACACUGAACAGAGCCUGUGGGCAGCAAGGUUAUCUGCACAAUAUGAUCAUAACAGAACUUCUCGAUUUACUAAUCUGAGGUAGGUUUUAUGUUUGCCCAUCGGCAUUUGUCCUUCACAGCUACUUCCUGCAACAGCAGGCACUGCAUCUCCUAGUGCAGGCAUGUACAGAGAAACCGCAUCGAUGGUGAAUAAAGUAGUUGUACGUAUGGGGGAGAGGAACCACAUUUGACAACAUGGACGUCGAGUACGUACUUUCUGCGGGCGAGGACCAGUCUAGACACCUCUUCAUGCGAGCAUUUUCGCAAGAAAACUCAGGUACAGAAAAAGUGGAUAGGAGUUGCUGAGCAUGAAAGCUGAGAUCUUCAUUUACAGCCAACGCGAUCUGUCUGCGCGCAAUGGAAUCUGUAGAGACGUACAGCACAAUCUAAAAUAUACACCGUUUCCUUGCACAUGAUCGGGACAAACAUGAACCGGUGCAUGGAUAUUGCUUGCUUCAAGAGAUUUGUAGUCGCUUGAAAGGUUGACAUAUGAUGAUAAAUUUGACUAAAUGGCCAAGUGCGAGAUGGUAAGUUGACUGUUUGCGCACUUCUGAACCCGAAGAGUUCUGGUGCCUACAGAAACUUGGAGUUCAGGAGCGCUGCAUAUCGGGUCUUAAAAUUCAUCAAGACAACCUUAAGGUCUGGUCAUUACCAGCUUGUGUUAGAAACGAUGGACACCUGAUUAGGAUGUGGAAUUGUUGAUACCUGUAUGCACUAUGGAUAUGCGAAAAUUCGUUUCAUUCACUCAACAUCCUUAUCUUGAGAAGUCUGACGUUGUAAAGCUUUUUUUAAAAAAAAAUUUGGCCCAACCUA
Messenger RNA from Marchantia polymorpha subsp. ruderalis, 4122 nucleotides. The record is from the annotation of a GenBank genome assembly. Lineage: Eukaryota; Viridiplantae; Streptophyta; Marchantiopsida; Marchantiales; Marchantiaceae.